GAUUUUUCUUAUCCCCUCCCUCAUCUUCUCCACGCACCCACCCCUCGAGAGGGAAGAAGGAACCCGGAAAGGGAGGAAAGCAUGGCCGGAGCAGCAGCCGCCUCCGCCGCCGCCGCCGCCGUGGCGUCCGGGAUCUCGGCCCGGCCGGUGGCCCCGAGGCCCUCUCCCUCGCGCGCGCGCGCCCCACGGUCCGUCGUGCGGGCGGCCAUCUCCGUCGAGAAGGGGGAGAAGGCGUACACGGUGGAGAAGUCCGAGGAGAUCUUCAACGCCGCCAAGGAGUUGAUGCCUGGGGGUGUUAAUUCACCAGUUCGUGCCUUCAAAUCAGUUGGUGGGCAGCCCAUUGUGUUUGAUUCUGUGAAGGGUUCUCGUAUGUGGGAUGUGGAUGGAAAUGAAUAUAUCGAUUAUGUUGGUUCCUGGGGUCCUGCGAUCAUCGGUCAUGCAGAUGAUACGGUGAAUGCAGCAUUGAUUGAAACUCUAAAGAAAGGAACUAGCUUUGGCGCUCCAUGUGUGUUGGAGAAUGUGUUGGCUGAGAUGGUCAUCUCUGCUGUACCAAGUAUCGAAAUGGUCCGUUUUGUCAAUUCAGGGACAGAAGCCUGCAUGGGAGCGCUGCGCCUUGUGCGUGCAUUCACUGGGAGAGAGAAGAUUCUCAAGUUUGAAGGUUGUUACCAUGGCCAUGCAGAUUCCUUCCUUGUUAAAGCUGGCAGUGGUGUUGCCACCCUUGGCCUCCCAGACUCCCCUGGAGUCCCCAAGGGAGCCACAUCUGAGACUCUAACGGCACCAUACAAUGAUGUCGAGGCAGUGAAAAAACUGUUUGAGGAGAACAAAGGGCAGAUUGCUGCUGUCUUCCUUGAGCCCGUUGUUGGCAAUGCUGGCUUCAUUCCUCCACAGCCCGGUUUUCUGAAUGCUCUCCGUGACUUGACGAAACAAGACGGUGCACUUUUGGUCUUUGAUGAAGUGAUGACGGGUUUCCGUUUAGCUUAUGGUGGGGCUCAAGAAUACUUCGGGAUCACCCCUGAUGUGUCAACAUUGGGGAAAAUCAUCGGUGGCGGUCUUCCAGUUGGCGCUUAUGGUGGACGUAAGGACAUCAUGGAGAUGGUUGCUCCAGCAGGGCCAAUGUACCAGGCAGGAACCCUCAGUGGAAACCCUCUAGCUAUGACUGCUGGAAUCCACACACUCAAGCGUCUGAUGGAGCCUGGAACCUACGAUUACUUGGACAAGAUCACUGGUGAUCUUGUUCGCGGGGUAUUGGACGCGGGUGCGAAAACUGGACAUGAGAUGUGUGGAGGACACAUCAGGGGGAUGUUCGGGUUCUUCUUCACCGCUGGCCCAGUUCACAACUUUGGUGACGCGAAGAAGAGUGACACCGCCAAGUUUGGGAGGUUCUACCGGGGCAUGCUUGAAGAAGGUGUGUACCUAGCUCCAUCCCAGUUUGAGGCAGGUUUCACCAGCUUGGCACACACCUCCCAGGACAUCGAAAAAACCGUGGAGGCAGCUGCGAAAGUUCUUCGCCGGAUAUAGAGUCUUCGACAGUUGAGCUUAGCUACGGCUUGUGAAUCACUUGCUAUUUUUCAUUUGUGUUGUACACUGUUAGUUCUACAUCACUCAAAAUCUGUAUUGUGCAGCAGCGGUACAUUUCCUCUAGCCCCCAUAUCAUUGUGAGUUAGUAGCAUCCAUGGUGUUUUUGCAGUGCCAAUAAAGUUAUUUUUGAUAUCUCGAUGAAUUCAACUGACAGUUCCCAAA
This is a messenger RNA of Oryza sativa Japonica Group (Japanese rice), 1740 nucleotides long. NCBI's taxonomy places the organism in Eukaryota, Viridiplantae, Streptophyta, Magnoliopsida, Poales, Poaceae. The record is from RefSeq and is a predicted model, not a curated record.